Molecule: messenger RNA, 840 nt
Organism: Trematosphaeria pertusa
Lineage: Eukaryota; Fungi; Ascomycota; Dothideomycetes; Pleosporales; Trematosphaeriaceae
Exons: 3
Coding region: 1-840 (279 amino acids)
Source: RefSeq, a predicted model, not a curated record
AUGGAUGAGUGGAAGACCCAGCGUAACCUCAUAGAGCUAGCCUUCAAGGGUAACAACAAGAAGGUCCCGACGCCGGACAUGACACGUUUGGAACACGCGCGCCAGGUCCUCAAGGAGCGUAUCGGCUGCGAUUUCACCAUCAUAUCGGUCGGCAAUGAGCAUGGCCUGGGUGGAGUCGAAUGGGCGGUUCAUUCUGCCUGGAUACUUGGAACUUCCCAGGCACUCCAGAAGGGGCUCUUCAUCGACGGGGUCAAGAAUCCAACAGCUCCAGCUCAUAUCCGACUCGAAUUUUCCCCCGUUAUCCUUGACCGCAUCGUAGAGCAUAUUUACUUGGGAACGUACCAUCUGGACAAGGGUGGCCGUCUCCUCGAACUUCACCAGGCCACAAAAGUCCCCACGCACGAUCGAUCGAUCCACGCUCUUCAAGAUAUGCCGUCUUACAAGGUUCAUCUCCAGAUGUACCUGAUGGGUGAAGCAUUCGAAUACCCGGCUUUGAUGGCGACGGCCUACGCUAAGAUGACGGAGCUGUGCAUUGUGAGGCGCAGGCUUCCUCCGAGCACAAUCAAGACGCUGGUGGAUCUGACAUAUGGGCCGCCGGGUACCAGGAUCUGCGAGGAUAAGGAUGGGCUGCUCCAGCAUCUCGUCGUAACCGCAGCUAUCGUCCAUGGCAAGAAGGAUUACACUGAGGAACAGGUAAACGAGCUUACGCACCUGACGAAGCACGACGUUGCGUUCUGCGCGGAUGCAAAGCAGGCCUUGGAGGAGCACUACAACUUGAUUGCUCUUCCAAAUGACCGCAAGGAGCAGGAGAGGCAGAAGAAGAGAAAGCGGAAGGCGUAA